CAGUGCCCGGAUAAUUCGUUGCUUGAUCAUGCCCUACGUUCUUAUCUCUACUCAAAUUAGACUUACUUCUGGCCCCACUUGCUGUGGUGACAAAGAUGCUGAUCCUAAACUGAUGGCUAGACUUGACGCGAAGUUGGUGAAAGAGUUCGGAAAUUCAUUUGAAGAAUACAGAUGUGAUGAUCCUCCUCGCUUGGUGCUGAACAAAUUGGAGAAGGAAGGUUAUCGCAUUGUCAGCUCGGCUGGUAUAGGGCAGACAAUUGUGUGGACUCUAUACAAACCAGAUGAUUGAUCAUUCACACUGUGUGACAGCAUAGAAAAUGUAUCUACAGACUGAUUUAUGUGUACAGCAAAUAUAUUAUAUCAUAUCGUUA
Molecule: messenger RNA, 371 nt
Organism: Corticium candelabrum
Lineage: Eukaryota; Metazoa; Porifera; Homoscleromorpha; Homosclerophorida; Plakinidae
Product: GTP cyclohydrolase 1 feedback regulatory protein-like
Exons: 4
Coding region: 29-289 (86 amino acids)
Biological process (GO): negative regulation of biosynthetic process
Cellular component (GO): nucleus; cytoplasm
Molecular function (GO): GTP cyclohydrolase binding
Source: RefSeq, a predicted model, not a curated record